Prunus armeniaca (apricot) is the source of this 351-nucleotide messenger RNA. The record is from the annotation of a GenBank genome assembly. NCBI's taxonomy places the organism in Eukaryota, Viridiplantae, Streptophyta, Magnoliopsida, Rosales, Rosaceae.
AUGAAAUUCUUGGCGACCAUAGUUGCGAUGGUUUUAGGUAUUGCUCUUUCCUUCAACAUUGUGGGAAACAUGAGCUGCAAUGCUGCUGGACAGUAUGACUACUUUCAGUUUGUUCAGGAGUCUCCUUUUGCAUUUUGCAAAGAUAGUAAUGGAAAUGGAAGCAACAUCCUACCUCUGCCACGAAUAUUUACAAUUCAUGGCUUGUGGCCAAGCAACUUCACAAAUCGUCAUAAACCUUGCGUUGGUAGACAAUUUAGUAGAGAUGUGUUUACAUAUGAAGCUGUAAGGCCCUGUUUGGUUCAUGGGAAAAGAGACUUAGGGAUGGGAGAUAAAUUGCUUUCCCAUGUUUGA